CGUGUUUGAGUCCCGCCUCCUGCUGUUGUAGCCUUGAGCGAGGGUACAACAUUGAUCGAGUGCCACUGGAGUCCGGAGUUCCUCUGAAAAGCACAGGGGGUAAGGAUGGCUACCGCCCGGAUGGGAGCAUUCUGAUCGUUUGCUUCACGGGUGUUUAUGACGAUGACGCAAAGAAACAAAGCGGAUAGGAUCACGGGCUAUGACCUGUGACCUCCCACAAGCUGCACCCAACUGAGGCCAACGGAGGAGAAGCAGCUCUGAGCCGGAGGGCAAGAGGAAAAGAGACACGAGCGCUGAGAGGAACGAGAGACCAGUGGGGCGCCCUCUGUUGGAGACCCCAAAACAGCCCCCAGAAAGUAGAGUGCCGAUUACCGAACCGCAGGAGGGGGUCUUGAGGAAAGUGUCCUGUGCAGCCCUUCCCCUUGGGCACACUGGGUGCGGGUGUUCUUCAACAGCGCCCAACGCCAGCUCGGAACCAGCUGCCUUUAUAGCCGUGUUCCUCUGUGUCUCGGUGGGGGGUGUCCUGUGCGCUGGGACCAUAAGAGUGACUUUUAACAUGUGAUCAGUGUCCCGCAGCCAUGUGAAGAGAACAUCAACAGUGGCACAGUGCCUGUGGUGCGGUCAUAACGCAUCACCGAAGCUGUACGCUUAUUUGUGCACGUGCGUCAUUUCACACAUUUGGUAACACAGCGACCCCUCGACAUUUGAAUGUGACGGUGCUGAAUUGAGCAAAACCUCAACGUAUGCCACGCGCACUCAGCGUCAGCCUGUCUUUGGGCUCCUGCGCCCCUGUGGCACUUAUUCUGUUGUCAUAGCAACAGGAAGCUUCGACAACAGGAAGUGAUGUUGCGUUUUAGUAUGACAGGAAACAGGACGGUCCUGUGGUUGACAGCACGCCUCGCACAGUCACUGUCGCUAAGAACAGAUGGCAUAAACAAACACCUGCACGGUUGCCAAGUCAAACGGUCGCGGUAGAGGUAGAGGUGGCAUCAUGAGCAGAGGGUCUCGAGUGUUGGGAGCAGACGCUGUGAGGGACACGGCAGUCAGCACAGGGGGGACGGUCGCAUCGCCGGGGUCCUGCUGCGUUCUUCACCGGUGACCGGCACUCUGUGUGUACGCGUGUGUGUGCAUGUGCGCUCACAUUAGAUACUUUUUCUUCUGCUUUUCCAUUCCAAAGAAAGCGACUCUGCAACUUCCUGUGCUAGAACAAAGGGCGUCACUUUGCUCAGAGCUUCAGAUUGAAGCUCCUGCUGAGCGACAGGGACGUCCCGCACAGCUGGGCCACAUCUGGAGCUCAGGGUGGGCUCUCGCUUCUUGUGGCGGUGCUCCUUUCGCUCCUACGGGUCACCUCGGUCACCUGGGUCACCUGCGUGCGUGAUGUGGUGCAGACCCCCUGUGGACUUCGCUCUUUGCGGCAGGAAGGGACCGGAGCAGGAAGUCGCAGGGUCCGGGCGCUCGGUGACAGCCUUCCUACAUUGCUAUCUAUAGACACACACGCAUGCACACACGCACAGGAACACGCGCACAUGCAGUGUGACGUGACGAGGCCUCCCAACCGCAGCGCAGCCCCAGAAUGCAGUGCGGCGCGGUAUUGCGCCACACCUUCUGCACAGCACCGGCGCCACUGCUCUGCGCUCACACACCAUGGCGGAACUCGAGGGCCUGGAGUUCGGCAAGUCGGACUUCGUGCUCCUGGACGAGGUCACCAUGGAGCAGUUCAUGGAGAACCUCAAGCUGAGGUUUGAGAAAGGACGCAUCUACACAUUCAUCGGUGAGGUGGUGGUGUCCGUCAACCCCUACAGGGAGAUGGACAUCUACGGGAAGGAGGUUGUGGAGGCGUACAGGGGUCGCGAGCUCUAUGAGAACCCGCCGCACCUCUUCUCGGUGGCUGAUGCCGCCUACAAGACCAUGAAGAGACGGGCUAAAGACACGUGCAUUGUCAUCUCAGGUGAAAGUGGCGCUGGGAAGACUGAGGCCAGUAAAUACAUCAUGCAAUACAUCGCUGCCAUCACAAACCCCAGCCAGCGGGCUGAGGUGGAAAGUGUGAAGAAUGUCCUUCUCAAGUCCAACUGUGUGCUGGAGGCCUUUGGCAACGCCAAGACGAACCGCAACAACAACUCAAGCCGCUUCGGCAAGUACAUGGACAUCAACUUCAACUUCAACGGGGACCCCACCGGAGGUCACAUCAACAACUACCUGCUGGAGAAGUCGAGAGUCGUGCAGCAGCAGGGAGGAGAGAGGAACUUCCACUCUUUUUAUCAGCUGCUCAGAGGAGGCUCUGAAGAGAUGCUGCAGUCCCUUUUCCUGCAGAGAGACCCCUCCUUCUACAUCUACACCCGAGAGGGAGCGUCUUCCAGCACCUCCAGUGAGGACCGAUCGGCCCACAAGGCUGUGCUCACUGCCCUCAAGGUGAUCGGCUUCAGGGCCCAAGAGAUCGACAGCAUCUACAUGAUCCUGGGUGCCAUUCUACACCUGGGGAACCUGGAGUUCGCGACUGAUGGAGAGAGUGUGCGGGUGACUGCGCCUCAGGCUGUGGAGAACAUCGCCAUUCUGACCAGCACCACGGCUGCUGAUGUGAGCAAAGCUUUGCUGUUCCGCACAGUGGCCACUGGGGGCGGUGAGGUCAUUGACAAGGGCCACAGCGAGCAGGAGGCGAACUACGGCAGAGACGCCUUUAGCAAGGCCCUGUACGAGCGCCUCUUCAGCUGGAUUGUGAGCCGCAUCAACGCUGUGAUCGAGGUGAAGGACUACAACCCGGUGCUUCAUGGGAAGAACACUGUCAUCGGCGUGCUGGACAUCUAUGGGUUCGAGAUCUUCGACAACAACAGCUUCGAACAGUUCUGCAUCAACUACUGCAACGAGAAGCUCCACCAGCUCUUCAUUGAGCUCAUUCUCCGGCAGGAGCAGGAGGAGUACGACAGGGAGGGCAUCCCCUGGCAGCACAUUGACUACUGUAACAACCAGAUCAUCGUGGACCUGGUGGAGCAGCCCCACAGGGGUAUCAUUUCCAUCUUGGAUGAGGCGUGUCUGGGAGUCGGCAAGGUGACUGACGUCAUGUGCUUGGAGAGCAUGGACUCCAAGCUCGGCCAGCACCCCCACUACACAUCCCGCAAGCUGAGCCCCACAGACAAGAGCCUGGAGUUCCAGCGACACUUCCGCAUCCGGCACUACGCUGGAGAUGUCACGUACUCAGUGGAAGGAUUUCUGGAAAAGAACAAAGAUCCCCUUUUCCAAGACUUCAAGCGUCUCAUGUUUAACAGCACCAACCCUGUGCUGAGUGAGAUGUGGCCGGAGGGUCGACUGGACAUCACCGAGGUCACCAAGCGUCCCCUCACUGCGGCCACCCUCUUCAAGAAUUCCAUUGUCGCCCUAGUGGACAAACUAGCCUGCAAGGACCCCUACUAUGUGCGCUGCAUCAAGCCUAAUGAGGUGAAGUCUCCAAUGUUGUUUGAUGAUGCGCGAUGCCGCCACCAGGUGGCGUACCUCGGCUUGCUGGAGAACGUAAGGGUGCGGAGGGCGGGCUUCGCCUACCGCCAGCCCUACAACCGCUUCCUGCAAAGGUACAAGAUGACCUGCGAGUACACCUGGCCCAACCACCUCAUGGAGUCGGACCGCGAGGCCGUGGAGGCCAUCGUCAAGCAGCACGAUUUCCAUGACGACGUCGAGUAUGGCCACACGAAGCUGUUUGUCCGCACACCGCGCUCCCUCUUCACCCUGGAGCAGGAGAGAGCGGCGCUCAUCCCCAUCCUGGUGCUCUUCCUGCAGAAGGUGUGGCGCGGCGCUCUGGCCAGGAUGCGCUGCCGCCGGAUCCGUGCCAUUUACCGCAUCAUGUCGUGCUUCCGGCGCUACAAGGUGAAGGCACACUUCUGGGAGGUGGAGCGCCGCCUCGGCGGAGUGCGCACCAUGGCCGACUAUGGCAGAAGCGUGCAGUGGCCCGCGGCACCUGCCGCCCUCGCCCACUUCCACGCCAUCACGCAGCAGCUGUACCACAGGUGGUGGGCGCGGCAGGUGGUGAAGAACAUUCCCCCUUCGGACAUGGCCGAGGUGCGGGCCAAGGUAGCGGCCCUGUCGGCCCUCCAGGGCGAGCGUCCCACCUGGGGCUGUGGGCGCGUCUGGGAGAGGGACUACCUGAGCCACGUGAGCGACUCCCCCCAGACAAGCGCCCACUUUGUCCAGGUUUCUAAGGAGCUGAAGAACAAGGACCAGUUCAGCACCAUCCUCUUCUCUGGGUUCGUGCGGAAGGUGAACAGGUUCAACAAGAGCACGGAUCGUGCUCUGUUCAUCACAGACAAGCACGUCUACAAACUGGAGCCUCGCAAACACUUCCGUGUGCUGAAGAAGAUUCCUCUGGACAACGUGACAGGUCUGAGUGUCACGAGCGGCGCUGACCAGAUGCUGGUGCUACACACGUCGUCCAAGGACGACAUCUUGGUGUGUCUGCAGAGGGGAGAGCUCUGCCCCAACCAGGACCGUGUCGGGGAAGUUCUGGGCACCCUAAGCGACCAUUUCACCAGGGUGAAGUGCACUCAUUUGCCAGUGACGGUGCAGAGAACUGCCCUCCAGCUAUAUAUGCGAGGGAAGCCCAAGAGUGUUAGAGUGGAAACGAAGGCGGGCCUGCAGAACGCCGAUUUCCGUAAGAGCCGUGUCGGCUUCACUCUGCUGCUACCGGCAAACUGAUGGCACCCUGAACUUGGUCGCUCCAGUUUCAGCUCCAGUUUCAGCUCCAGCUCCAGCUCCAACUCAAACUCUAGCAGCUCCAGCUCCAACUUCAACUUCAGCUCCAGCUUC
This is a messenger RNA of Scleropages formosus (Asian bonytongue), 4788 nucleotides long. RefSeq names its product myosin IG (gene myo1g). Gene Ontology annotation, molecular function: actin filament binding; microfilament motor activity; ATP binding. The coding region runs from base 1645 to 4677 and encodes 1010 amino acids. The transcript has 22 exons. The record is from RefSeq and is a predicted model, not a curated record. NCBI's taxonomy places the organism in Eukaryota, Metazoa, Chordata, Actinopteri, Osteoglossiformes, Osteoglossidae. Gene Ontology annotation, cellular component: cytoplasm; plasma membrane; microvillus. Gene Ontology annotation, biological process: actin filament organization; actin filament-based movement; endocytosis.